AUGUCGAAUGAUGACAAGGACAUUCCGAACAGUAUGUAUUGGAUCCAUCCUCUGAAGGAGGACAACUGGAUGCUGUGGAAGAGGCGCAUGACUGCAUUCCUGGACCAGAAGAAGCUUCUCAGCUACGUCACCAGUGAGAUACAGAAACCGGAGCCGAGCGCUAAUCCGGAUACCAGAGAAGCACGCAAUGCUGAGAUUCAGAAGUGGGGUGAGAAGGAUCAGAGGGCGAGGAAUUUGAUCAUCAUGUGCCUGGACGAUGCACAGGUGAUCCAUACGGAAGGAGUGACAAUGGCGCAUCAUAUGUGGGAUCUGCUUCGCACAGUCAAGGAGCUGAAAGGACAACAUGGGAUUAUAGCAUUGAGUCGAGUUUUCUAUGAUUACCAUGCUGAUGAAGGCGUGAAUAUCCUGAAGCACAUCGCCAAGCUUCGGGAGAUACGCGAGCAAUUACAGACGAUGGGAAAGCAAAUAACGGAUGCAGAUUUUAAUGGGAUUCUCAUCAAGUCCCUGCCCAGCAGCUGGGACUCAUAUAUGGCAUCGUACACUGGCGCGAUGAGUUCUCAGCCAAACUCUCCGCCAAUGAUGGCACUGGAAUUGAUUGCUGUAGUCAUCGGCGAAUAUAGGUGCCGUCUCGACCGCGAUCAGCAUGUCGAGCCAGAGCAAGCGCUUACUGCCCAAAGCCAGAAGCGGAAGCGAGACUUGAUCAAGAAAUGUUCCAUCUGUCAUAAGAUGGGACACACGGCUAGGCUAAUGAAUGCUGAAACUGAGGCAAGCCCAUCUGUUGUUACGCGGCAGCAAAACACGAGCAUCUAG
Molecule: messenger RNA, 810 nt
Organism: Sparassis crispa
Lineage: Eukaryota; Fungi; Basidiomycota; Agaricomycetes; Polyporales; Sparassidaceae
Exons: 1
Coding region: 1-810 (269 amino acids)
Source: RefSeq, a predicted model, not a curated record